AUGAAUAUGCUUUUAAUAUUCUUGACACUUGUCUGCACCACUUUGCCAUCUCUCGCCUGCUAUGGCAACGGCUGUGGACGGUAUUACAAUUUUCGUACCUGCAAUGGACCGAUUUGUCAUUAUGGAAAGUACGUCGGCUAUGGUUGUCGUCAUGGCGUCUGUCCAUUUGUCUGCUACGGCAGUGGCUGUCGCACCAUACGAACCAGCUACAAUAACAUUAAUCCACUACAGCUAAGGAAUAGUGGAUUUUAUGGUGGUUGGGGCAGUGGAGCUUAUGGCUAUCGUGGCUGUGUGGGCGGAAACUGCGGAUUCUGGGGCGGAUGUGUGAAUGGACAUUGUGGUGGGUUCUAUGACUUUCGAAAUUGCCGAACACCAUCGUGUGUCAGUGGACCAUACCACGGAUAUGCAUGCUUCGAUGGGAAUUGCAGAUAUAUUUGUUUCCAGGGCAUAUGCCACACGCCGUACGCCUACGGACUUGGGUGCUACGGACCGGGGUGUGAUGGAUAUUAUCAGUUCCCUAAGUUGGGAUACCAUUCAAUAUGCAUCGGAUCAAAAUCCUUCAACGGAGACGAGUGUGAAGGAACGGAGGACAUCAAGAAGACAGAAAACAAUAAAUCCAACUAA
Molecule: messenger RNA, 624 nt
Organism: Hydatigera taeniaeformis
Lineage: Eukaryota; Metazoa; Platyhelminthes; Cestoda; Cyclophyllidea; Taeniidae
Source: the annotation of a GenBank genome assembly